Messenger RNA from Salvia splendens (bonfire salvia), 2263 nucleotides. RefSeq names its product arogenate dehydratase/prephenate dehydratase 1, chloroplastic. The transcript is spliced from 10 exons. Bases 933 to 1832 code for a protein of 299 amino acids. Lineage: Eukaryota; Viridiplantae; Streptophyta; Magnoliopsida; Lamiales; Lamiaceae. The record is from RefSeq and is a predicted model, not a curated record. Gene Ontology annotation, cellular component: cytoplasm; chloroplast. Gene Ontology annotation, molecular function: chorismate mutase activity; prephenate dehydratase activity; arogenate dehydratase activity. Gene Ontology annotation, biological process: L-phenylalanine biosynthetic process.
UCUUCCCGGCGGGCGACCUAAUUUUCUGGAUUCGAGGAUUCAAAGGGAAUUAAAGUGCUGGUGUCAGAGAGCAGUGGCACCAGUUGAAGAUGAGAGCUCUUCAGCUCGCGAUGUUGUUCGAAGAGACUUAAAUUCUCUCCCAAGUGAGUCACCACGGGGGUAACGCAAUUAGUUUCUCGAUCAUAGUUUUCAAUUGCAGGUGAAUUUGAUCGGCUCUCGUAGAAGAUGAUUCCUCCUGCUUGAAAAUUCCUGAAUUACUGCGUAUUUAAGAGUCCUUUUAGAUUUUGUUUGAAGUCCCUGUCCUACAAUUAAAGUAUUAGUGAAAUUUAUUUUGGUUGUAAUCGAAGAAAUUGCUGCCUUGUACUGAAUUGGAGUGGAUCAUAGUUAAUGAUGUGUGAGUAGUUGACAAAAUAUGGUCACUCUGCAGCCUAUCCCACCACGGGGUUUCAUGGUUGAUAAGAUAUAUGAUCGAGUGUUUUAUCCUUAUUACUAGGAUUUCUAAAAUCCCACCCUUUCAAUGGGAUAUAAUUCAAUCAAAAUUAGCUCCAAUGAUAGAAAUUAUCAAGGGCUUUGGGAUAUCUUGCAGUUUCAAUACGUCAGAGUAAACAAUAGAUUAGCCUAUACUAUGUUUAUCUAUCUAGUCCAAUCCUCAAAAGUAAAUGCUCCCGAACCAGAUACAAAGCCUUUUAUUUUAAUGACUGCUUGAUAAUAAUGAUACAGUUUUGCUUAUUGCGUGGUCUUCGUUUCUGAUCCUGCAGAAUUUUGGUUAUGCUUGUAUACAUCAAGAUUCUGUCAAAUAUAAGAUAAACUGCAAUUAGGAUUGAUGACAUAGUGCCCUUAGAAUGAUUUACUUCACAUACAUGAUACAUUUAUGUACCCAUAUUCAGGAUACUUCAAUUCUGUACAUAGUUUUUCGCUGAUUAUAUUUUAAAAUGCAGAGCCAUUGUCAGCAACACAUUUUUCUUCUUCCUCUAGUGAUGGGGGUUCCUGGAGCUUAUAGUGAGGCUGCUGCUUUGAAAGCAUAUCCAAAAUGUGAGACUGUCCCAUGUGACCACUUUGAGGCUGCAUUCAAGGCAGUUGAGUUGUGGUUGGCAGACAAAGCAGUACUUCCCAUCGAGAAUUCAGUUGGAGGGAGCAUCCAUCGUAACUACGACUUGCUUCUUCGCCAUAGACUUCACAUUGUUGGGGAAGUUCAGUUAGUUGUUAAUCUUAAUCACUGCCUUCUAGGAUUGCCGGGGGUUAGGAAGAAAGAGUUAAAGCGUGUAUUAAGCCAUCCACAGGCACUUGAUCAGUGUGAGCUUUUCCUGAAUGAACUGGGUGUAACCAGAGUAACUGCAGAUGAUCCUGCUCAUGCCGCUCAGAUUGUAGUCUGUGAAGGUGUGAGAGAGACGGGAGCAAUUGCAAGCACUCGAGCUGCAGAAAUAUAUGGACUUGAUGUUCUGGCUGAAGGAAUACAGGAUGAUUCUGACAAUGUUACCCGUUUUCUGAUACUCGCAAGGGAACCUAUAAUCCCAGGAACAACUAGACCUCAUAAGACUAGCAUUGUCUUCAGUCUGGACGAGGGCCCUGGAAUUCUGUUCAAGGCAUUGGCAGUGUUUGCUCUGAGGGGCAUUAAUUUGUCUAAGAUUGAGAGCCGACCACAAAGAAGACGGCCUUUGAGGGUUGUUGAUGACUCAAACAGGGGAAGUGCCACAUACUUCGAUUACCUCUUUCACAUAGAUUUUGAAGCUUCUAUGGCAGAGCCCCGUGCCCAGUAUGCUCUGGGACAUCUCCAAGAGUUUGCAAGGUUCCUCCGAGUCCUUGGUUGUUAUCCUAUGGAUACACUUCCAUGAACAAAUACGCAUGUAUCUCACCAUUCUGAACGGCUUAACUUCUCAUUUCUGAUGAAUGGAAGAGUCUCUGUCACAGUCCUUUUGCUACAGGGACCGGAAAAGACUCCCUCGAUUGUGUGAAUCUUCGUAUGUUCUCAAGCUUAGUAUCUCACGGGUAUCUCGUUCUAUUCUUAGAUUCUUCACCCUUCCAACUAAGCUUUCAGGGCCAAUUAGACUGAAAAUAGGGCAUUUUUUUCAUUUUGAAAACAUGAGAGAUUUUGGGAAGAAAAGUCUGAAGCUGUGAGAUUUUUGGUUCUAUAGAAUGUGUUGACCUUGUAAAUGCUACACAAUAUAGAGUCUAGUAUCGUUAAUUAUGUUAAUUUGCACUUGUGUUUGUAAAAUAUAUACCAUUAUAUAUGUCAAGUUUCAUGAGGGUCCUUUUUGUUUAGGUA